AGACCAGCGGUGAUUGGGCGGUCUUGAGUCACGGGGUGCUCAGUCGUUUUGCCCUGCCUCAGUCGGUCGCUGAAUGUGAGCUUGCCUGCCAGCGUUAGCAGCGCGUCUAUCUGGAUCUUCUACACUCAACCCACAACAAUUACUGUUAAUUGCUGAAACCUUUUCUCUCUUUUGGAAAACAUAUUCUCAACAUGGGCGACAAGAAAAGCCCGUCGAGGCCAAAAAGACAAGCCAAGCCGACGGCAGACGACGGCUUUUGGGAUUGUAGCGUCUGCACCUUCAAGAACAGCGCUGAAGCUUUCAAAUGCAGCAUCUGCGACGUGAGGAAGGGCACAUCGACAAGGAAACCGCGUAUAAACUCCCAGCUGGUGGCACAGCAGGUGGCUCAGCAGUUUGCCCUCCCCCCUCCGGCCAAGAAGGAGCGGCGCGAGCGGCCCGAGCGAGGCGACAAGGAGCGGGGCGAGGGGGACCAUCCCGAGGAGCAUGAGCAGCAGGAGCGCGACGGAGACCAAGAGGAGGAGAGGGACAGGGAGAGAGAUGCAGAUGGAGAACGGCCUGACAUAACCCCUCCUCGCUCCACACAGCAGCCCGACGCAGAGCCCCUGGAGAAGGAGCACAAGGAGCCUGUCCACAAGGAGCCUGUCCACAAGGAGCCGAUCCACAAGGAGCCCGUCCACAAGGAGCCAAUCCACAAGGAGAAGAAAGACCGUGAGAAGGAGAAGGACGUCUCCAUCAGCCCCGUUAUCCCCGUCACCAAGAAGCCCAACAGCAAAAAGACCAGACCCAAGUCAGACAGCCAAAAGAGUCCACCAUGUGAUCGCAGCAGCAUACAGUCCGGAAAGUCCAAGACCAAGAGCGCCCACAUUAUUUCAAGGCCCAAGCUGAAGAACAUCGACCGCAGCACGGCGCAGCAGCUGGCCAUCACCGUGGGCAACGUGACGGUGAUCAUCACAGACUUCAAGGAGAAGACGCGCUCCUGCUCCACCUCCUCCUCCACCGUCACCUCCAGUGCCGGCUCAGAGCAGCAGCACCAGAGCUCCGGCUCCGAAAGCAUGGACAAGGGCUCCUCGCGCGCCUCCACCCCGAAAGGAGAGCUCUCGGUGGGCCACGACGAGUCGUUUUGAGCCCCCCCCCCCCCCCACCCUGGAAGUUUGCCCCAUUUUUUGCCCCCAAAUUUGACCCCAUUCCUCGUUCUCCUCCUCCUCCUCCACCACCUUGCCCCCCCAUCCUUCCUCCUCUCUCCAUCCCUCCCUGCACUCCCCUCCUCUUUUUUGUCCCCCCUCACUCCUCCUCACGCCAGCAGCCUCCACAGACUACAGAGGUUGGUCACCUGCAUCAGAACCCCAUUCUUUUUGUCCGAUACUCUUUGCAGUACAUGCACUCACACACACACUCAGAAGAACGUUCAUCUCCACAAUGUCCCAAAGGUGACCAGCCUCCUCCUGUACUGCUUUGAAGACAUUGAGGCAUUGUUGCCCCCCCAAUCCCCCCCCCCCUUUGCCUCAAGCUUACUUCAGAUGGAGAAUACACCUUUGCCUCCUCCUCUCACCGCUUCCCUCCUCCCGCCCUCCCUCCCCCUGCACCCUACUUCUUGCCCUAGACCCCCAAAGCUCAUCAUGUACUGGUUCACUUUAUAUCCCACCACCACCACCACCACCCCCUUCCCUUCCACUCUGCAGACUCAGAGGAAGUCAUCGGGUGCACUGAGCAGAGCUGUUAGCUGAAGCUGAGGAGAACGCUCUUUCCAGUGUUCAUGGAUUACCAGGAUACCAUCCUGCUCCUGUCCUCUUUUACCCCCACUAUCAAAAUAUGCACGUGCACACAAACGCGCGCGCACACACACACACACACACACACACACACACACACACACACACACACACACACACACACACACACACACACACACACACACACACUGUCUACUCUCUCCUCUCCACAUUCAAGAUCACGGAAGGAUGGAUGGAAGGCUCGGCGAUGCCAGUGAAUCUGAUGGCUUCUUUCAAAAAAAACUUGUAUGUAUUGUUUUAUAAUAUUGUAAGUGGAUGUUUGGCUGAAUCAAGACUCUUACAUUUUUAUUUGUUUGUUUGUUUGAUUGAUUUUUUCCCCCUCUUUUUUUGUAAAAGUAAUUGUAUCUGCUGUGCACAAUAACCACCGACCGACAUUUUAAUAACUAAGACUGCUCCCAAUUGUGUAAUCCUAUUUAUUAGCCCUCGCCACUUUGUGUUCUGGUAUUCCUAUUUUUGUUUUUUGUCUUAUUGCCUGUUUUUGCUUUUGAGAGCUUUGCUGUGUAGUGCAGCCGACUAGCCAUGUUACCCCCUCUCAUGUGUCUUGAGGACAAAAAAGGAAGAAAGAAAAAAAGAGCAAGAAGUCCCUGAUUAUUAUAUUUUAUUCUUGUCCCCACCGACACUGGUGCUAGAUAACACUGUGAAACAGUUUCAGCCUUGGGACUGCCUCUCACACACUCGAUAACGGGGAAUUGAACAGGGAGGAGGUUGAAAAGAAAAGAAACGAAAAUUGAGAUGUAAUUUUCCACCUCCACCAUUUUACAGAUUCUUCCUCUUCAGCUGUCUUUUUCCAGGUUAUUCCCUAAAGUGUUUUUCAAUCUAAAGAUGUCGUUGGCGGUGUGGAAACAACCAGAUGUAGCAGGCCCACAGACACACAAAAGCUGAUCUCAAAGCUGAGGUGUUUGUGGUGGGUGCUUGUGGUGGUCACGUCUUUACGGUGCUGGGUUGUUUGCCAGACUAUCCCAUGUGAUGCCCUCCAGGGUCUUUUGUUUGUUUGUUUGUUUGUUUGAUUGGUUGUUUGUUUGUUUGUAAAACUGGAGGUUCAAGGCAGAGGCUUACAACCAGAAACACUAAAGUGGGACUUGUUUAGAUUUGCACAGCUGGUCAUGUAUCUCUGCUUACAGUACAGUACCGUACGUCACAUAGGAGUGGUUGUGAAGCUUUCACAUGUGACUCUUGAGUCUGGCAACACCCUUACGCAAGCAUAUCUCCAUUUCGACGUUAGUAAACACAACAUGGAGUUGAAGAUUCUGUUGAAUGGGUUUCUCAGUGUUGUCUGGUCUUAGUGCAAAGGGGUCUUUGUUGCACUCUGCGAGAUUAGCUGCAGUUUUUUGUUUUAAAAUGAAAAUGAAGAAUUUUAUUUGGUUUUGACUGAACAACAUUGAAGAUGUCUCUGAAGGCAAUGCGGCUAGUAAUUCCACUGUAAAUAGGCAGUUCAUCAUGUUUUUUUACUUACAUGGCAGUAUCUGGAACUGAUAUGGUUCUACAGUUCACGUCUCAUGAAGGACUUCAUGUUUCAACAGCUGACUGCUGUUACAAGAGUAAUGUGUAGUCAGGCAAACCAAACGAAGCCAGCGUAAGAGACAAAACGAGCAGACUCCCUUUCGACUUGUAUUAAAACUGUACAAAGUAUAAAUGUGUAUAUGAUAUCUGAGUUUUAUUUAUUGAAGGACCAAAGCAAUUUGAUGAUAUGACUUGUUAGGUGAAUAACAAUUUGAAAAGGAAAGAAAAUAAGUGUAAUUAUCAUAUUAAAUACGAUUUUAAAUAAAGACGGUAAUAUAAUCCAUUUAAAAAAAUAGUGUAAUUCUUAUUGAACUUAUAUUGUGGGCUAUGUGUUGAAAAUGGUUAAAAAAAUAACCUCGCACACUAAAGACAGCAAAAAAAGAUCAGUGUAACACAGAAUGAACAUGGCCGUAUGCGUUGAGCUGCGGUUCCUAGCGAUGCGCACAGUAGGCGUUCGUUCUUCUCUGACACCCCACUACUCCCUUGCUUUGUGUCUGAGGACGUUCAGUGGUGCUAGUGACCCAGUGAGUUGGCAAUGCGCUGGGCAGAUUCUGAGCCCCUUUGACCCAAUAUCACCCCAACCUUCAAGUAUCUUUUCUUUGUUUUUUGUUCGAUUGAGCAAGUAAACUCAUCCCGAGAUAACAAUGUGUGGUCCUCUGACCUGAAAGGGAGACACCAUGGGCCCCGUUUCAAGGAGUCUUUUCCCUCCAAUCUCUUGCUUACUCUUUUGCAUUUAUUUUAUAACCCAGUUGUGUUCUGCUCACGUUUGUGCAGAGAGCAGUCGGGCAGACAGGAGAGGCACAUUUUUUGGCAGUAGCGCCAGCAGACGUGGUGAAUACCAAUUUGUGUCUUGGUGUGAGGGCAGGGCAGUCACCCAGACAGAGUUGAACAGCUUGAGCCAGUCACAUCUUCAGCUUCUGUUCUGUGAGGCUAUUUGUGUUUUUGACCGGAGUGAGGGAACACCCAAAAUGUUGAGAGUGAGAAAAAUGUUUUGAUUUUUGUUUUGUUCACUUUUGAAAUGAUAAUUUAUUUUCUUCACAGAAUCCCUAAACUAGUCCUCCUCCGAGAUGAUGUAGCUUAAAAAUCAAACUCAUUGACGAAGUAAUGUUUCCGAUAUGAGAGGGGGUCGUUAAGAAAGGUAUCCAUGGAAACAAAUGAGCCCCGCCCCCCACUCAAAUGCCACCAAAACAAAGAGAAUAUGCAAUAUGAGCAAGGAUAGGAUGGGACUCUUGAGGAAAACAUCGACUUGUGUUCAGAAGGGGCGGGGUUGAACACGGAUCUGAAAGACUGCGUUGGCUGGGAGAAUUGUUUUUAAACUCCCUCCUUUCUUGACUCUAACAAUUUAUUCCAUGUACAUUUUCUAUGACUUCUAUAUAUAGACUUCUUUUCACCUGCCUUACCCUGCUAACACCCAGCUUUUUCUCCUUUUUAUUUUGUAAAAUUGUAAAGAAAAAUGAAAACAAAAAAAAUAAAGUAAUUGUAUUUAAUUUAUUUGAAAAAUGGACAAUUUGCUGGAUGUGUAAACAUAGCUUGUAUGUGUAACUGAAAGAAAUGGUGCAGAAAGCCAGCAUACAGAAUGGCAACGGAGCUGAGCUUUUUUUUUUGUCCCUCCCCUCUUGUAACGCGCAAGCAGUUCUGUUCUUGUGUGCGACCAGUAACCUUAUUUUACUGUGUAAAGAUGGUUACAAUUUUUUAGCUUCAUUUUCUUUUCUUUUGUCCCGACCCAAAUAUAGAAUGCUUGUUUACUUAAUGGUAUAACAUUAAUCUUGUGGACUUCUCUGAUGUAAGUGUAAUAUACAGGCUUUUUAAUGUUCUCCUAAUACGAGGUCUUGUCGUGCAGUACGUUUAAUGUUUAUGUGGUAACACUUUACAAUAACGUCCUAUUCACAGCUUUAUAAACACUUUAUAACGAUUAACAUUUAACAAAGCAUUUACAAAUGUUUGUAAAUUAGUAAUAACCAAACAAUGACUGCACAGUGGAGUGGGAAUCAACUUCUACUCUGUGAGUUUUAUGUGGUUUCAUGCCUUCUGGUCUUUGGAGGAGAAACUUCCAGGACCGCUGCGACUGUGCUGUGUCUUCUGUGUCCGCAUAGUAUUUCUUGCCCAUUUAUAAACAUUUGUAAACAUUUUGUUGAUAAUUAGUUAAUUAUUUAUGAAGUGUUUAUAAAGCUGUGAAUAGGACAUUAUUGUAAAGUGUUACCUUUUAUGUUAAAUGAAAUGUGUAGGGUCCGGUAGCAUAUUAAUCAAUACUUUAUUUUACGAGUUACAAGUCAUUUUACAAGGUUUUUUUUUUUUUUAAUGUUUUUUGUUGUUUCACUUUUUUGUUUUGUUUUUUCCCCUCGCAGAGUGUUCUUGGUAAUUUAGUGAAAUGGUCCCAUUCAUUUCUUGACUGUGUAAAUGUAUUUGGGGAAUAUUAAUGGUCAACGGCGCUCUUUUGUCCUAGCUUAUCCAAUGUUGAGGUAAUACAUGUUUCCUGGCAUGUGCACGACUUUGCUCUUAGACGCUACCUUUUAUCAUUUUCUUUUCUCCGCUUCAAAUAGAAAUGUCUAUUUAUGAAUUUUGCUUGUAGUUUUUCACAAAUAAAAAAUGUUAAAUUUAUGUAACUCA
Molecule: messenger RNA, 5897 nt
Organism: Engraulis encrasicolus (European anchovy)
Lineage: Eukaryota; Metazoa; Chordata; Actinopteri; Clupeiformes; Engraulidae
Gene: rybpb
Product: RING1 and YY1 binding protein b
Exons: 5
Coding region: 192-1124 (310 amino acids)
Biological process (GO): positive regulation of DNA-templated transcription
Cellular component (GO): nucleus
Molecular function (GO): transcription coregulator activity; DNA binding
Source: RefSeq, a predicted model, not a curated record